Saccharomyces paradoxus is the source of this 2001-nucleotide messenger RNA. It is a transcript of the gene RGD1, whose product is annotated as GTPase-activating protein RGD1. The record is from RefSeq and is a predicted model, not a curated record. The coding region runs from base 1 to 2001 and encodes 666 amino acids. The transcript has a single exon. NCBI's taxonomy places the organism in Eukaryota, Fungi, Ascomycota, Saccharomycetes, Saccharomycetales, Saccharomycetaceae. Gene Ontology annotation, biological process: signal transduction; regulation of GTPase activity. Gene Ontology annotation, cellular component: cytoplasm.
AUGGAAGAGACUGCAAAGAAACCAACUAGUACCGCAGUAAGUGCGAGGUCGUCACAUAAUGGUGGCGGUGAAGAUUUGGCGCACCUUUUCAAUGCGCCAGAGAUCAAGAAGGUGCUAAAUUCCGAUGUGGCAAUUAAUGCUUUGUUGAGUCGUUUGAAGCAGUCGUUGUUGACUUGCGAAGAGUUUAUGAAAUUUAUUAGAAAGAAAUACGUUUUUGAAGAAGAACACGUCCAGGAGCUUUCCAAGCAAUACAAGCAUUUUUUUAACGUCGACGGUUCCACAUAUUCAUCCUUAAAAAAGAUGAUUCACGAAGUGUUGGGGUUCGAUGGCAAGAUGGCCCAGGUGAAGCAGAGUUAUAUCACUGCCUUACAGAAAAUGUAUUCAGAGAUUAGUAGUCUUUUAUUGACGAUGACGAAACUAAGAAAGUCUGUCAAGGAGAACAGCAAAAGACUAGAAAAGGAUGUUUCCGAUGCUAUACAUAGCGCAGAAAAGGCGCAGUCUCGCUACAAUUCGUUAUGUCAAGAUUGGGACAAAUUAAGAAUGACCGAUCCAACAAAAACAAGACUGACCUUGAGAGGGUCUAAAACUACGAAAGAACAAGAAGAAGAAUUGUUAAGAAAAAUCGAUAAUGCCGAUCUUGAAUAUAAGCAAAAGGUAGAUCAUUCUAAUUCUUUAAGAAACACGUUUAUAACGAAGGAGAGGCCUAGAAUUGUUCAAGAAUUGAAAGAUUUGAUCCUAGAAGUAGACACAGCGAUGACUAUCCAAUUGCAGAAAUACACGAUAUGGACAGAAAAUUUAAUCUUAAAUACAGGCGUUACAAUAAGCCCAUUAGACUCCACUAAAUCGAUGAAGUCAUUUGCUGGCUCUGUUUCCAACGAACGUGAUCUUUACGGGUUUCUGAACAAAUAUAAUCAAACGGGAAAACAUUCCCUAUUGAUUAACAAAAACUUGAUCCCGGUAUCAUAUAAAAAGCAUCCAUCAAUGAACCAUGGCCAGAAAAAUAAGAGUCCUCCAAAAUUUGCCGUGGAUCCCUCAAGAAACUCCAUCCCGAAAAGAAUGAUCUCUACCCAUAAUGAAUCUCCAUUUUUGAGCAGUAGUAAUAACGCCGCGGCUGUUCCGGGUGCCAAUUCUAACAGUGCUACACCGUCAUUAAAUACCAACAAACAACUACCACCCACUAUGGGUUCAUCUAUCUCUUCUACCAACACCGCGGCUGGCGCUAUGUCGCCGUCCUCUUCCAUUGUAACAAGUGACACCACAUCAUCUAUAACAAAGACUUUGGAUCCUGGUAACAACAGUCCGCAAAUCCCAGAAGAACUGAUUAACUCUUUGGAUUCGGACCGCCCGAUUUCUCACAUUCAAACGAACAACAAUAUGCCACCCGGUGUUCAGAAAAAUUUCAAGACAUUUGGUGUACCGCUAGAAUCAUUGAUAGAAUUCGAACAAGACAUGGUCCCUGCGAUAGUGCGCCAGUGCAUAUACGUCAUUGAUAAAUUUGGUCUUGAUCAAGAAGGGAUCUAUAGAAAGUCGGCAAAUGUACUUGAUGUCAGCAAGUUGAAGGAGGAGAUUGAUAAGGAUCCUGCAAACAUUUCCAUGAUUGUACCAUCAAAGCCACAUUCUGACUCGGAUAUUUAUUUAGUAGGAUCACUACUGAAAACUUUUUUUGCAUCGCUGCCUGAUAGCGUAUUACCGAAGGCUCUAUCUUCGGAGAUCAAGGUUUGUCUGCAAAUAGAAGAUCCGACAACAAGAAAAAAUUUUAUGCAUGGGCUAAUUUAUAAUCUACCCGAUGCACAAUACUGGACGUUAAGGGCCCUUGUUUUCCAUCUGAAAAGGGUGUUGGCACAUGAAGCCCAAAAUAGAAUGAAUUUAAGGGCUCUUUGUAUAAUUUGGGGACCUACUAUUGCGCCUGCAAAUCCAGAUGAUGCAAAUGAUGUAAAUUUUCAAAUUAUGGCAAUGGAAGUAUUAUUGGAGGUCUCGGACCAAGCUUUCGAACCCGAAUAA